Molecule: messenger RNA, 1818 nt
Organism: Microdochium trichocladiopsis
Lineage: Eukaryota; Fungi; Ascomycota; Sordariomycetes; Xylariales; Microdochiaceae
Product: Alg9-like mannosyltransferase
Exons: 3
Coding region: 1-1818 (605 amino acids)
Biological process (GO): protein N-linked glycosylation
Cellular component (GO): endoplasmic reticulum membrane
Molecular function (GO): alpha-1,2-mannosyltransferase activity
Source: RefSeq, a predicted model, not a curated record
AUGUCGCAACCAGCGCCGGCGUCUGCCCCGCGCCGCGAAUUUGUCCACCCUGAGGCGUCUCACGCCAAGAAGAAAGGGCCUAGCGCUUUCGCAAUUCAGCCCAUCAAUGCCUUCUAUGCCUUCUUCGCGGCUGCUCUUCUGUCUGCCCUGUUCGCGCCGAUCCAGGACUGCGACGAGACGUUCAACUACUGGGAGCCCACCCACUACAUCUCCCAUGGCUACGGCCUCCAGACCUGGGAGUACUCCCCUGAGUUCUCCAUCCGCAGCUGGACUUAUGUCCUGUUCCACGCCAUCAUCGGCAACUUCAGGCGCCUGCUUCCCCACUCAACAAAGGUGGGCGAGUUCUACUUCGUCCGCUACGUCCUCGCUUUCAUCUGCGCAAUCUGCCAGGUCUGGUUCUUCCGCGUCAUCAGCUUCACCUUGAAUCCCAGAAUCGGCCUGUUCUUCUUGCUUGCCACUGUCCUGUCGCCCGGCAACUUCCACGCCAGUGCCGCCUACUUGCCCUCGAGCUUCGCCAUGUACGCCAGUCUGCUCGGAGCAUCCGCCUUUAUGAACUGGAGAGGUGGGCUUCGCACGACCCAGGGCAUCCUGUGGUUUGCGGCUGGAGGCAUCUUUGGGUGGCCUUUUGCUGCUGCCCUCUGCUUCCCCUUUCUCGCUGAGGAGGCUCUGUUCUUGAUUACAGCUGCCGCGAACCGCGAUCGGACCAUGGAGAGCGUACUUCGCAUUGCGCGUGGUGGCCUGUUUGCGACAUUAGCCUUGCUCGGUGAUGCCUCGAUCAACACAUUCUUCUACAAGAAGUUUGUCACAGUGCCUUGGAACAUUGUCAAGUACAACAUCUUCUCGGCUACCGGUGGACCAGACUUAUACGGCACAGAACCCUGGACGUUCUACUUCCGCAACCUGUUGAUCAAUUUCAACAUCUGGUUCCUCUUGGCUCUGGCUUCCCUGCCUCUGUUUAUACUGCAGAAGAUUGCCAACACAAAGAAGACUGGGUUCCAGUCGGGCAUGCGGACCAUUGUCUUUAUGUCCCCGUUCUACAUGUGGCUUGCCAUAUUCACCAUGCAGCCGCACAAGGAGGAGCGCUUCAUGUACCCUGCCUACCCCUUCCUCGCAUUGAACGCUGCCAUGGCUCUGCACAUCGUCCUCUCCACGUUUGGAAACUCAGAUCCGAAGACACUGGUCGGCAAGAUCCCCGCCAAGCUGAAGCUUGCGGUUGUCCUUGCGACCAUGUUCCUGUCAUUUGAUCUCGGACUUGCCCGCAUUGCCGGCGUGUACCAGGGCUACUCGGCACCUCUGAGCAUCUACGAACCGCUUGGUGCGGGUGUCGCCGGCGAGCAGGGGCUCGGCGUUAAAGGCGAUAGCGUGUGCUUUGGCAAGGAGUGGUAUCGUUUUCCCAGCUCGUACUUCCUGCCUCGCGACAUGCAUGCCAAGUUCGUCCGGUCAGAGUUUCGCGGUCUGCUCCCUGGCGAGUUCUCGGAAGCCAAAGUAGGGUUCGGCAUCUGGGGUGGGACCUGGCUGCCCACCAUCGGCCUGAACGAUCGCAACGAAGAAGACAUGAGCAAGUACGUGGACGUCCGGCAAUGCUCGUUCCUUGUGGACACGCAGUAUCCUGAGAGGACCGACCCUCUGCCGCCGAAUGAGCCGGACUUCGUGGCCGACACGGAGAAUUGGGAUGUUGUCAAAUGCGAGCGGUUCCUUGAUGCCGCCAACACUCAUCUUUUAGCGAGAGUCCUGUGGGUGCCCGACUCGCCUCUGGUGCCGGAGAAGUUCAGAAGGAAGUGGGGGCGCCACUGCCUGCUAAGGAAAAAGCAGAAGUAG